Messenger RNA from Exserohilum turcica Et28A, 560 nucleotides. RefSeq lists its product as uncharacterized. The record is from RefSeq and is a predicted model, not a curated record. The transcript is spliced from 2 exons. Bases 21 to 470 code for a protein of 149 amino acids. Lineage: Eukaryota; Fungi; Ascomycota; Dothideomycetes; Pleosporales; Pleosporaceae.
CAAACACACACACACACGCCAUGGCACCCAUCCCGAUAAUCAUAUGUGGCAAAACGACUGGCGUUGCAAAAGCAGUUUGCGAGGCAAUGAAGCCGGAUUACGAUGUAAUCCACGUCAUGCUUUCAGUUGAAGAGGCGAAAUCAAAUAUCCCGCUGGUCCUCUCUGGUGCCGCGCCUCCACUCAGUAACACCUCGAACCCCGGGUCGCAGCACUAUGGCGAGCGACCCGCAGCCAUUGUGUUUGGCGGUGGCUUCGACGACGCCACGAUCGCCGGGAUCCAGGAUGCAUGUGGAGCACAGGGCGAAAAAGUGCCGUGGUUCCAAACCGAUACUACGCGCCAGGCCGAAAUGCCAGAUCUAAGUGAUAUCGAGGGGUAUGGGAAGGCGACGGCAGCGAGGCUGAAGAAGCGGUUGGAGGAGUUGAAGGUAGGGCGGGAAGGUGCGGUGGAACAGGGCAUGUAUCUCUUUUGAUAUUUGGUAUUUGUAGGAUUGAGAAAAAAGAAAAAAGGAAAAGGAUAUCUCAUUUGCUAAUUCUCGUGCGUUUCAUAAUUAUAAAAUCUC